AUGGCGAUAAUAGCAUGUCAUGGAAAAACAGAUCUUCUGAUAACCUUUACGUGCAAUCCCGGGUGGCCUAAAAUUGUCGACAACCUCGAAAGGCAUCAGAGAUGGGAACAUCGUCCGGAUUUGGCGUGUCGAGUUUUCGAAGGAAAACUGAAAUUGUUCCUUCAAGAUUUCACAGACCGACAACUUUACGGACGCGUACUAAACUACCACCUCGUCGUUGAAUUUCAAAAAAGGGGACUUUCACACUCCCAUAUCUUCUUUACGUUCGUUCAAGACGAUAAGAUACACCACGAACGCGAUGUCGACGCUUUAAUAUCGGCAUGCAUUCCCCACGAGACCCAGCAACCCCUACUUUAUAGCAGAGUUGGGUCUCAUCAACUUCAUUAUAAGUGUGCUUCCGAGGGGGAUAAUGCACCUUGUAUGCGAGACGGUAUAUGUCGCUUUGGCUAUCCGCAUUCGUUUUGUAGCGAUACAGAAUUUAAUGCGGGUAACAAUCAACGGCCCAAAUAUCGUCGAUCAAACAAUGGCCGUAUUAUCUUACUUGCGAACGGGACUUUGCCGAUAGACAACCGUCGCGUCGUCCCCUACAACUCUUACGCGCUCGCUAAAUAUAACUGCCAUAUUAAUUUCGAAGUUGUAGGGGCAGCGGCCACCAUCAAAUACUUGCAUAAGUAUUUGAUGAAAGGAUGGGAUCGUGUAUCUAUCGACGUUAACGACGAAAAUAGUCGCGUUGACGAAAUCCAUCGUUAUGUUGAGUGUCGGUACGUUAGUUCGACAGAAGCGGCCUGGAAAUUGUUAGAAUUUGACAUUUUCAAAAGGUCGCACUCUGUCGUUCUUCUCCCCGUACAUUUACCGGGCUACAGAGAUAUUCUGCAUGACAACGAUCAGGACAAUUUAACUGUUGAAGAAUUAAAUGCUUUAUUAAAUAAAAAAUCAAAAUUAGAAGGUUUUUUCGAACUAAAUAGAAACGAUCCAGAUGCUAGGCGACAUACGCUAGAUGGACCCGUCGUGUAG
Molecule: messenger RNA, 1014 nt
Organism: Sitophilus oryzae (rice weevil)
Lineage: Eukaryota; Metazoa; Arthropoda; Insecta; Coleoptera; Curculionidae
Exons: 1
Coding region: 1-1014 (337 amino acids)
Source: RefSeq, a predicted model, not a curated record